AUGGAUGGCAUUAUGGCCGCGUUGCUAGCCGAGAUGAUGGAUGUGUCGGGCGGCAUCCCUGCGGGCCCCUCGUCGACACGGUCAGGCAACCGUUCACCGAGAGUAAGUCCAGCAGCUGAAAGAGCUGCUGUACGGGAGCGCCUGAUCGCCCACAUCAACGACAAGCGCAAGGCUUUGCACAGCUUCUACAAUGAGCCGGACAUGGAGAGGUAUCAUGUAACCUCCUCCUGCAAUGUUAAGUCGAAAGCGGAUUUUCCUGAGCCGCAACCUUUGGAGCGUUGCACCCCCAUCCUGAUUUCGGAGCUGCAGCUGGGGAUGACCCAUCGCGGUCGGGUGCUGCGGGGCCGCCUUCUUGUGAAGCCUGUGCUGAUGACGGCGCUGAGUACUGUUCUCGAGGAUGAAAACGGCGAUACGGUGAUGGUGUCUGUGUACAAUCUUCUCCCGUCCAACCUAGCCGGUGUUCCAGGCCUACGUGCGGGGGAAAGGGCGCUACCGGAGGGGCGCCAUGUGGCCAUUAUUGAGCCCUUCUACAAGCGGAUGGCGGAUGGGACGCAGGGCGUCCGAGUGGAUAACCCGCGGGAGGCCGCCGGCCGACGGCACUUCCAGGCUGCGGAGUACGACGCCGCUUCAAAAUGCUACAGCUGCGCGUUGCUGCGCAUGCCAGACGUUGGCAGAGCCGGCACCGAGCUUCUGGUGACCUGCCUGAAGAACCUAUCUGCCGCGCUGCUGCGGCUCGACGACGCGCCGGCGGCGCUGCAAUGCGCCGCAGCCGCCGCUGCUGUACGUUCCGAUGACAGCAAGGCGCACUUCCGCAUCGCGCUGGCGGCUGCACGUAUGGGCCCCGCCCUGGCGCUGGCGGCACGUGCGGAGCUGUACCGCGCCAAGGAGCUCAUGAUAUCGGCCGGCAGCGCCCCGAGUAGGGAGGAGUGGCGGCGCAUGGUUUCGGAGAUGGGGCCCGUACCGAUGGUCGGUACGGCACCCUCCGCCACGCAAGCUGGUCAGGGACAGGAGGACCUGUUGCGUGCGCUGGCGUGUACAACACCGGAGGCGCUGCUACUGCUGCUGGGGGAGGUACCGCCGCCGCCAACGGAGGCCUCCGCCGCCGCCGCCGCCGAUGGUGGUGGUGGUGGUGGUGGAGCUGCUGCGGCCAUCGCCGCCAGCGCCGCCAUGAAGGAGUCCGGCAAUGUGGCGUUCAAGGCGGGGAACUACGAUAGUGCGCGACGGCAAUACUUGACGGCGCUGAAGACCCUGACGGAGGUGCUGCCUGGUGCCGUACUGCUGGCUAACCUGGCGGCAUGCUACCUGCGGAUGUCUGACCCCAAGCGGGCGGCAGCAGCGGCGACGGCGGCGCUGCUGUUGGGACCCCGCCAGGCCAAAGCGCACCAUCGGCGGGCCGAGGCGCUGCUACACCUGGGCUGGCUGGUGGAGGCCGAGGCGGCGUGCGACGCCGGCCUGGCGGCGCUGCCAUCAGACGCGGACGGCAAUCGCGAGGCUAUUGCAGCGCUGCGCAAGCGCAUCUGUACGGCCAGGGCAGUUGAGGUUCCGCCAGCGGCGGCGCAUCAUCGCCGCGGUGGCGGCAGUUGCGACACAGCGGCGGUGACGGAGCGGGAGCUUGAUGCGAUGCGGGGUCAAGAUUCAUGUGUGGAGAUGAAGGCUAUGUUUAACCGGAUGUUGGGGAUGGCCGAGUGCGACCCACGGGUCGCGGCGAAUAUGCAGGCGUUACGGCAGAAGGACCCGCUGAUGUGGCGCAGCUUUCAGCCGGAUCACCGAGUGCCUCCAUUCCACCAGGAGUUCAAUAACGCGGCUCGGUGGCCGCCCGGGUGCGAUGUCGCGGAGUGCCAGCGGCGGCUGUGGGACUCCUACGAGCUGUGCGUCGGUAUGUCUCAGCACCUGAUGGCCAUGGCCGUGUGGGCAGAUACGAACAUCACGAGCACGCGGGUGGGAAUCCUGGAGCCAAAUAUGGCGCAGGCCCGCAUGGGGUGGUUCGCAAGUGCUCCCGACGGCGCCGUCAGCUUCCGCUGCGACGCCUUCCUGGGGAUGGGAGGCGCCGGCGGCUACAACCCCACCAUAUUCCACAGCUUUUCCAAUACGCCCCCACCCGCGGUAUCCAUGCCGCCCGCGUCACCCGGUUCUCCCAUACCGAACCACGUGGCAGUUGGGUUCGUUGACCUCGGCACGCUGACCGCGGCGGUCAAUCGUCCCGAAUGGGACGAGCAAGUCGAGGCGGCUAUGCGGGAGCUGCUCCAGGAUGCUGGUGCCGUCGGUGCUGCCAGCACUGCCAGCACUGCCAGCACCAGCGACACCGCCGGCUGUGGCGUCGCCGCAACGUCACCGCCGGCGCCGCAACGCCACUCGGUUGCUUCGUCGGGAGCCGCGAGCCGGGGGAGCCACGAGUCCGUCACGCCGCCGCUGCUUCUUCGGUGGAUCGGCCUGGAGGCCUCCCCUCACUCCGUAGCCAAGACGCUGGUGGUGGAGAGGAUGAUGCGGAGGGGCGGCCCUGCAGCGACUGAUUGGGUGCUUCAGGUGUGGUACUCCUCCGUGUGGUCCAUGGGGGCUCUAAAAGCGUUUCGGGAGGCCCUUACAGAGAUUCUGACGGAGGAAUGUGUCCGUACAGAGCUGCCACCCGAAGUACUGUCGUACCUGCAUCACUGGCAGCUGCGCGACGUGAGCCUGGCGGAAAGUCGCCGACGGUGGCUUGAGGACUGGCGACAGACGUUCUGUGCGGUGGGGCAGUUCCGGGAAAAGGCGGAUCGACUCGCCCUCGUGGAAUACAUGCUGACGGGGCAGCUGCCGGGGCUGGUCUCUGGAGGGAACGAGGAUGAGGCCGGGGGCGAGCUGGUGGGCAGUGUGGUCAUGUUCGCCAAACCCAGAGAGUUCGGUGCGGAGCGGGCGCUGAACGAGAGUUUUCUGGAGUCGCUGGCUCCCGGAGAGCUGCUGGCGGCCCGCAUGCAGCCCCAGUCCCAGUCCUGGUCUCCGGUCUCUUCCUCAGCACUGCAGGGAGGGGGGCCGUCACUCACCGCCGCUGCAGCAGCACCUGCCGGACCAGGAGACCGCGCCGGGGGGAACAACGAGAAGGACGACAACAAGAAGGACAAAAAGAAGAAGAAGAACAGGCAGCAGGGGCUCCAGGGAAAGGGCAGCGGCGCUGCAGGCUCCAGCUCGAGCGGUAACGCUGUUGGUGGUGUCGGUGGUAAUGAUGGCGACAUCGUGUCUGCUGGGGUGGCUUUGCUUCGGCGGAGGGUUCGCCGGCUGGCGUGUCUGCUGGCUACGGGUCGUGUGAAAGUCCAGGUGCUGCUCGAGCUGGUGGAUCCCGGUGACGCGACCGCCGCCUUCAUCUCCGGCCUCCAUCCCGACUCCAUCUCCUGGUCCAAUGUACCCGACUUCUACGCCCCAUCCGAAUUCCACGCUAUGGCCAGGGCCUGCUCAAAACCGCGCAGUAGCGGCGCAGCUGCCCCCACCAUCAGGCCCACGCUACACUACGUGACCUCCAUGAACUGGACCAUGGACGUCAAGGGCGCCUGCCACCUGGAUAUGCUGUGGCCGUAUGUCCGAGACAUGGGCCACGGUGAUGAAGGCGAUGGGGCUGACGAGCUCAUCAAGCGCAUGGCUGGGGGCGGCGGUGGCAGCAGCCGCGGCCGUGGCCCUUACCGGGGACCCUUCGGCAGUAGCGGCGGCUCGGAGGGGAAGGAGCUGGCUCGACUCAUCCUAAAACUGGUGGACGAUGGCGCAACUGCCGUACGUCGUCAGCUGGCCCUGGAGGCCGGCGGUGAGCGUCUGCUGUUCGAUCCGCCCGUGGACAACCCGCGGAAUGUGGCCGACUUCGGUCUCGUCCUCAAGUACUACAAGAACUGGGUGGACGCGUUCCUGCGAGCCGGAGAUGUACGACAGGCGCCACGUGACCCGGUGUACGGCGGUCGUGACGGCAGUCCGGGGGUCCCGUCUGCCUGGGUCGCCUCUGCGCCCGUGUACGGCCCCCUCACUCGGACCAACACGACCGUGAACGUGGUGUACUCAUACUAG
Molecule: messenger RNA, 4020 nt
Organism: Volvox carteri f. nagariensis
Lineage: Eukaryota; Viridiplantae; Chlorophyta; Chlorophyceae; Chlamydomonadales; Volvocaceae
Exons: 11
Coding region: 1-4020 (1339 amino acids)
Molecular function (GO): Hsp90 protein binding
Source: RefSeq, a predicted model, not a curated record